Molecule: messenger RNA, 1320 nt
Organism: Cyphellophora europaea CBS 101466
Lineage: Eukaryota; Fungi; Ascomycota; Eurotiomycetes; Chaetothyriales; Cyphellophoraceae
Exons: 1
Coding region: 1-1320 (439 amino acids)
Biological process (GO): secondary metabolite biosynthetic process
Molecular function (GO): monooxygenase activity; FAD binding
Source: RefSeq, a predicted model, not a curated record
AUGGCAGAGCCCAUCUCCAUCCUCAUCGUAGGCGCCGGUCUGGCCGGUCUCGCAACCGGCAUCUCACUGGCUCUGGAGACGCAAGACCGCCCGGUCGAUCACAGGCCCAAGAUCACGAUUCUGGAAGCCUUGCCUUCACUCGCUCCCGUGGGGGCCGGGCUACAGCUCACGCCAAAUGCUACUCGACUCCUGGCACGCUGGGGGCUUCUCCAGAAGAUCGAAGCGGUGUGCGCUGAACCAAGACGGCUGGUGGUUCAUCGGUAUGCGGACGGCGAGGUGUUGGCGUGUGAUGAGCGGUUCAGCGAGAGGGUGAGGGGGCGGUAUGAUGGGAAUCCUUUCAUUGACGUACAUCGCGGGGAUUUGCAGGGACUAUUGUACGAACGAGCAAAAGGUCUUGGUGUGGGUGUCGAAUGGGCAGAACGAGUCAAGGAGAUGGACUUUGAUCGCACCGAAGCGUCUGGUGUCAGGGUACUGGCGGAAAGCGGUAGAGUGUUCGAAGCGGACCUACUGGUCGGCGCUGAUGGCAUAUGGUCCAGGUGCCGCGAGGCCCUUCUGAUGCAGAGCGACCCGCCCUUGCCCACUGGGGACUUAGCCUACAGAAUCGUACUAACAACAGACGCACUGGGAGAAGAUGAGGAACUCCGACGAUGGGUGCAGAGGCCGGAAUGCCACUUCUGGAUCGGCCCCAACAGCCACGUCGUCGGCUACUCGGUCAGAGGAGGUGACAUGUUCAAUCUUGUGCUGCUCUGUCCAGAUGACCUGCCAUCUGACGUUGCACGGCAACGCGGAGAGACCAGCGAGAUGAAGAAGCUCUUCGAAGGAUGGGACCCGAUACUGUCACGGUUUCUCGACAAGGUAACCAAGGUCGACAAAUGGAAACUGAUGCACCGACCUGCAAUGGAGCGGUGGGUGAGUGAAGGCGGGACCCUAGCUCUCAUAGGCGAUUCCUGCCAUCCCAUGUUACCCUACCUAGCCCAAGGCGCAAACAGUGCCAUGGAAGACGGAGCGGUCUUGGGCUGGUGUGUCGGCCAGGUGAAGUCAAAGGUCGACCUGAGAAGAGCAGUGUCUCUAUAUGAGCGGGUACGGAAGGAACGUGGUGAGAGGGUGGCACAGGAGACAUUCCUACAACGGCAUCAAUUCCACAUGCCGGACGGACCAGAGCAAGAGGAACGUGAUCGGAUCUUUGCUUCACAGCUAGACAAAGACGAUAUCGACGACACCAUCCAGUUUCCCAGCCGCUGGACGUGUGGAAUAGCUCAGCGGUGGCUAUAUGGGUACGAUGCGUACGCUGCUGCAAAGGAAGCCUCUCAAGCGGCGUAG